This is a messenger RNA of Ipomoea triloba (trilobed morning glory), 946 nucleotides long. RefSeq names its product (R)-specific enoyl-CoA hydratase-like. NCBI's taxonomy places the organism in Eukaryota, Viridiplantae, Streptophyta, Magnoliopsida, Solanales, Convolvulaceae. The transcript is spliced from 3 exons. The record is from RefSeq and is a predicted model, not a curated record. The coding region runs from base 260 to 760 and encodes 166 amino acids.
GUUUCCUCGUCUUUCAUCUGAUUUGUAUCUGCUAUGCGUGUAUCUCUACGUAUAUAUACUGGAAUCGACACCUUUGGAUGGUGCACGAGCGCACUUGAAUCUGUUUGGCCAUCUAGUUUGCGGGGUGGUGAGUGGAUAUUGCUUUCUACAAUGCCGGUAAGGUGUUUGAUGAAUUGUUUGUGAGAUUUUCAGUUGUAUAGGUGUGAAUGCAUGUCUGCUGCUUUGCCUAAUUUAAACAAGUUAACGAGUUAAUUGAACAAUGCUGGUGAAACGUGCGUUUUGGAGCUACGUUUCCACUUCCUGCGGCUUCUCUUCGUUGGCAGCUACCAAUUUGCUGAAAUGCGGGGAGGUUGUGAAGCAAGCUCGGGUGUUUACGGAAGCAGAUGUUGUUGAAUACUCGAAGCUGAGCCAUGAUACCAACCCCUUGCAUUUUGACUCAGAAUGUGCCAAGCUUGCUGGAUUCAGUGACAGGCUUGUUCCUGGAAUGCUGGUCGCUUCCUUAUUCCCAAGAACCAUUGCUUCAAAUUUUCCGGGAGCUGUAUAUGUUUCGCAAACAUUGCACUUCAAGUCGCCAGUGUAUAUUGGAGAGGAGAUAGUUGGUGAAAUAUGUGCAACAAAUAUUAAGGAUCUGAAAUCGAAACAUGUGGUUAAAUUUUCCACCAAAUGCUUCAAACGUGAUGGCGUGCUUGUUAUCGAUGGCGAGGCCACAGCCAUCUUGCGGAGUCUGAACAAAGAACCAGCAGCUCGGUGGUCGAGCUGAAGAACAAAAAGUUAUUCCCUGGUUAAUGGUCAAAAUGCAUGAUUUUCUUGAACACAAAGUUCUUCCCUGUUUAAUGGUCAAAAUGCAUGCUUUUCUUGUACUCUAGUAACCAGUUUUGUUGAGCAAAGCAGAAAUGAGAAUUAUGGAAUGAAUUUUGACAAACGAAAUAAAUUGACUUUAUUACUA